This is a messenger RNA of Brassica napus (rape), 1658 nucleotides long. Its product is annotated as feruloyl CoA ortho-hydroxylase 1-like. NCBI's taxonomy places the organism in Eukaryota, Viridiplantae, Streptophyta, Magnoliopsida, Brassicales, Brassicaceae. Bases 45 to 1130 code for a protein of 361 amino acids. The record is from RefSeq and is a predicted model, not a curated record. The transcript has 2 exons.
ACACAAUCAAAAUUCUCCAAUCUUUAUUCUAACAUUUCAACCUAAUGGCUCCAACAGUCUCUACAACCCAAUUCUCGGACCCAGCCGAAGUAACCGAGUUCGUUGUCAACCAAGGAAACGGCGUAAAGGGUUUGUCAGAAACAGGAAUAAAAGCUCUUCCAGAUCAAUACAUUCAACCAUUCGAAGAACGUCUCAUCAACAAGUUCGUCAACGAGACAGACGAAGCCAUUCCUGUCAUCGACAUGUCGAACCCCGACGAGAGCAACGUGGCUAAAGCUAUCUGUGACGCUGCUGAGAAAUGGGGUUUCUUUCAAGUGAUCAACCAUGGAGUUCCUUUGGAAGUUCUUGACAACGUGAAGGCCGCUACUCACAGAUUCUUCAAUCUUCCUGUAGAAGAGAAGAGCAAAUACACAAAGGAGAAUUCUCUGUCGACCAAUGUUAGGUUCGGUACGAGUUUCAGUCCUCGUGCAGAGAAGGCUUUGGAGUGGAAAGAUUAUCUCAGUCUCUUCUUUGUCUCUGAAACUGAAGCAUCACAGUUUUGGCCUGAUGUUUGCAAGAAUGAAGCUCUAGACUACAUGAACAAGUCCAAGACAAUGGUGAGGAAGCUUCUAGAGUAUUUGGGGAAGAACCUCAAUGUGAAAGAGCUAGACGAGACCAAAGAGUCACUCUUCAUGGGUUCGAUUCGAGUCAACCUCAACUACUAUCCCAUCUGUCCUAACCCUGACCUAACCGUUGGCGUUGGCCGCCACUCUGACAUCUCUUCCCUCACCAUUGUCUUACAAGACCAGAUCGGUGGUCUCCACGUGCGUUCUCUGGUGUCAGGGAACUGGGUUCACGUGCCACCGGUUCCCGGAUCUUUCGUGAUCAACAUCGGAGACGCCAUGCAGAUCUUGAGCAAUGGUCGUUACAAGAGCGUGGAGCAUCGUGUCUUAGCUAACGGUAGCAACAACAGAAUCUCGGUACCUAUCUUUGUGAAUCCAAAACCAGAGUCAGUGAUUGGUCCUCUUCCCGAGGUGAUAGCAAAUGGAGAGGAACCGAUCUAUAGAGACGUCGUGUACUCUGAUUACGUUAGGUACUUCUUCAAGAAGGCACAUGAUGGAAAGAAGACCGUUGAUUUUGCCAAGAUAUGAUCACAAUCAGCUCUUGAUGGAGUUUGGUUUCUUGGUUUUGUUUGUUUGUUUGUUUGUUGCUUCUUGUUUGUGUGUGAAUAAAGAAGAAAGAAGAGACAUAGUCUGAUGUCUUCUUGACACUUUAUUUGGUAUUGUAUUGUAUAACUAUCACUGAUCAAUACAAAUUACUCUUUUUGUCUACUUAAGUGUUUGGCUUUUUCAUGUAUAUAUGUAAGGGCUUAUACGUCUGCCGUGUUGAUGAACUUUGGACCUUAAAUGGACCGACGAGAAGGAUGUCCGAGACCAGAUUGGCAUCAUCUAAAAACGAUGACUUGUUCUGUAAGGAAGAUGAAUCAAAACCUCACUUGGAGAGAGUUAGUGUUUGCAUAUGGGGUUAUGAUCGGACCAUAUGAAUCAAAAACCCCAUCAGUCGUGUUCUUGAGUAAUUUUGAAUAAACAUAUAUGUAGAUUAGAAAUUAGUUCAUCUUAGAUCGUGUGUCACGUUGAGUAAUUUGUAUUAAAUACAUAUGUAGAAAAUUCUUUAAAGAU